Molecule: messenger RNA, 513 nt
Organism: Alternaria burnsii
Lineage: Eukaryota; Fungi; Ascomycota; Dothideomycetes; Pleosporales; Pleosporaceae
Exons: 3
Coding region: 1-513 (170 amino acids)
Source: RefSeq, a predicted model, not a curated record
AUGCUCAAACGCGAACGCAUCACGCAAUGGAAGGCUGAGAGGGAAGAAGCGGGGUCAAUACCGGAUGGCAUGCGCCGCGCGGACAUCAAGCUCAAAGUGCGACGUGCGAACGAGACGGAGUCGGAGAAGGAAAAAGACUUUGUGGAGAACGGUAAGAGUGAUGGUGGAAGGGCGAUUGCGAAGACCCGGAAUGCUUUGUUGGGCGUUAUCGCGCAUUCCAUCUCUGACGAUUCGGGCUCGGAGAAGCUACAAGAGUCGUCUGCAUUGGUUCAAAACAACAGAUCCUGGUCCAAAGAGGCUAUAAUCUCCCUAGUUGGCGUCUUCGCAGCAGUCAUCAGCUUCGUCAUCGGUCUCGCAUGGCCGAGAAUAAGCAGAUGGAUGCGCAACAUCAGCGGAAGUAUGCGUGACGGUAGUGCGCGACGCAGGAUGAGGAAUUUGGAAGACGAAGCGAGGAGAUACAAUGAGUGGCUGGAGUUCAACGAGUGGCGUGAGAUUAGGCGCACGGGUGCAUAA